Molecule: messenger RNA, 2169 nt
Organism: Nannospalax galili (Upper Galilee mountains blind mole rat)
Lineage: Eukaryota; Metazoa; Chordata; Mammalia; Rodentia; Spalacidae
Gene: Tchhl1
Product: trichohyalin like 1
Exons: 2
Coding region: 1-2169 (722 amino acids)
Molecular function (GO): transition metal ion binding; calcium ion binding
Source: RefSeq, a predicted model, not a curated record
AUGCCAAGGCUUCUGAGAGAUAUCCUCUGUGUCAUCGAGACAUUCCACAAGUACGCCAGUGAGGACAAUGAGAAGGCAACGCUGACCCACAGAGAGCUGAAACAGCUCCUUGAGGGCGAGUUUGGGGACUUCCUUCAGCCACAUGUCUUACAUGCUGUGGAGAGAAAGUUGAACCUUCUGGAUAGUGACAGAGAUGGCACCAUCAGUUUUGAGGAAUUUCUUCUUGCAACCUUCAGUUUAUUGAGCCUCUGUUACCUUGACAUAAAAUCAUCACUAAAUUCAGAACCCCAACAGAAGUCUAGAUCAGAGAAGACAGAUGAUGUGGGCCGUUGGGCAAUCACCAGAAGUCGUCAGCAGGUAGCAGGAGUUCUGCCAACUCAGGGAAGGUCGAUACCUCCUUCAGGAACAGCAUCAUCAGCUCAGCUCAGCAACAAAGAAGAGGCAGUUGGAUACAAUAAGGUGAGCCCAUGGGAAGACACUGAGACUCACAAUCUGCCAAGGGAAGUGGCCGAGCCCAAUGACCCUAAGAGCCAACGUCUAGAAGAAGAUGGUCAGGAAGUAGCAGAUGUCUCAGCAGCAGAAGACGAUGGAGACCAAUUUAAGAUAAACAAGCUGUUAGAAGGAUCAAAACAGACCAGCAGUCCUACAGGCAAGAUCCCUAAAGAAGGAGAUCAACCAGUCAGGAGGCAAAGUGACACCAAAACAAGUGACCGAAAAGAAAUAGCACAGAGACCAUCUAAAGACCAGGAAAUUGACACAGAAAAGAAUAUCAUGAAACAUUCUAAAGCACAAGAUCCAUUCUUGCAAGGAGACGAUAAACCCAGUUCAGAGCUCACUGACUUGCCAGUACAAGCUGCUGCCAGGAAACCAUCUGGGGCACAGAAAUGUAUUGAGUCUAUGGAUGAUUACAGAAUGUCUGAGACUCGAGAACCAGAAAACGAUGCUGGCAGAGCACCACCAGAGACCACAAAUUCAGAUGAGCCUGAGGACGGUAAUAGAACAUCUGAGACCCCCGAAUUACCAGCACAAGAAAGAGAACAUGAAGCAGCAGAAAAGGAAGAGGGGAGAAUUCAUGAGGCACAGACAGAGCAUGAAAGAAAAACUCACCCCCCCGCAUUGGAAUCCCAAACACAAGAUGGGAUGCAUCAAGAAUCCCAAGCCUCAUGGAGGGAAACCGGUGCUGAAAAAGGUUCUUGCAUACAAGAUCUAAGCUCCAAAGAAGGAAAUGUCUCUGAAAUUAAAAAAGCAUCAGUCUCAGCAAAAGAGGCAAGACAUCCCAAGGAAGACACAGCAGAAGCAUUUGCAAGCAAUGAAAACUGCCCUGCAGCUGAAGAGACACCAGGAGCAAGGGAAAGAACACGGGAGCCGGCACCUGUUGAAAAGCAGUCUCGGAGAGAAAAUACUGGGGUCACUAGGACUCAGGAUAAGCCGGUCAGGAAGGAUGAUGCCUAUGAGGAGGAGGAUCCUGUGUUGCCAGUUGCACAGAAUAGUGAGGGGUCUAGUGGAGCUCCCAACAGCCUGGCUCUGGUGAUUGGUAACAGCAGCUCAGAGACAGGUAAACCCCAUGUGCCAGGGGAUUCCCAGAGUCAGGUGGACCCCCACGGAAGGACUAUGCAAGAGGGUCACAAUAACAACCCAGGUGCCGGGAAACAGAGAGCACCAGGAGAGAGCAGCAGAGCACAUGAGGCAGUAGUACUGUCAGUCCAAGAUGUGCAGCUCCCACAGGAACAGGAACAGCCUGCCAGAGAGAAACACAACAGUCAGAGCCCAGGGACCGACAGAGGCCUAGGGGCAGCUGUGGAGCCCAGUGAACAUUCACAGGCACAGGAGACCACAGCAGGAGAUGAAAACAGAAAAUUCCUAGAGGCAGAGAGUUCAGAGACCCAGGAUGCAGACUUCCGUGGUCAGAUUUCCGUAGAGCAGCUCCCUGAUAAGGAUGGUAACAGAAAAGAGCUAAAGGUCCAGGGCCCAGACGCCAAAGAAGAUGGAGCACCAGAGACCCAAGAGACCCUAUUCAAAAGUCUAGAAGAGAACAAGUUAGCCUCCCCCAAGACACAUGUUGAAAAAGAAAAGCCCACAGCAUUGGAGGAAGAAGUUGAAAAUCCCCAGGAGUCAUCAAGAGAAGCUGCCGAACAAAGCAGUGAAUCAUCUUUAUCACAGGUUCUCUGA